AUGCGUUUCCACUGCAUGCCCCUCCUAUACAUUGUCACCUUCUUCGUCCUCAUCUCAGGCCUCUUCUCCGUCCUGCUGUCCCUGGCGCCGUGCUUCGUCAAGUCCAAGAACCACUGCUACCGCGGCUAUGAGUCCCACUUCUCCUUCGACGUCGACCGCGCCAACCACGCCGAGUGGAUGCGCGCCAUCCCGGAUGACACCAACCUCACCAGCCUGUCCAUCCCCGGCACCCACGACACCAUGACCUUCGAUCUCAGCAACGAGGUCUUCCAGUGUCAGAACCACAACCUCUCGGCCCAGCUGCACGCCGGCAUGCGCUACCUCGACAUCCGUGGCCGCCUCGUCAACGACACCAUCGGCAUCUACCACGGCUCCAUGUCCACCGGCUACUCCUACACUGAUGUCCUCCUCACCGUCUUCUCCUUCCUUGACCAACACCCCAGCGAGACCGUCGUCAUGCGCCUCAAGGAGGAGGGCCGGCCCAUCGGCUCCAACACCAUGACCUUUGAGGACGCCUUCAACUUCUAUCUGCACAACUCCACCGCCACCGCCCCCGGCGCCAAGGCCCACUUCCGCAAGCACAACCCCCGCGCGCCCUACCCGGCCCUCGGCGCCCUCCGCGGCAAGGUCUUCCUCCUCCAGAACUUCGCCGCCAAGGGGCCCGAGAGCCCCUACGGCGUCAUCUGGGAGUCCGCCGACAUGGUCCUCGAGGACCUCUGGAUCAUCCCCAGCAUCGACCACCUCUACAUGAAGUGGGAGGCCAUUGAGAACGCCCUGCGCCGCGCCGCCACCGCCAAGGAGCGCGCCAACCGCGUCCUGUACCUCGCCCACCUGAGCGCCUCCGUCGGCGUGCUGCCCAUCGAGGCCGCCGCCGGAAACCUGAACCGCACCGUCGCCGGCAUGAACGACCGCACCGGCGACUGGCUUGCCGCCACCGCCGACCGCGCCGACAGCGGCAAGACCGGCGUCGUCAUCAUCGACUUCCCCGGCAAGGAGCUGGUGGACCAGGUGCUCGCGCGGAAUCGGAUGUUGACGGGCCGGAGUGCCGAGCUGUGA
This is a messenger RNA of Colletotrichum graminicola M1.001, 1056 nucleotides long. Its product is annotated as phosphatidylinositol-specific phospholipase C. The record is from RefSeq and is a predicted model, not a curated record. Gene Ontology annotation, molecular function: phosphoric diester hydrolase activity. NCBI's taxonomy places the organism in Eukaryota, Fungi, Ascomycota, Sordariomycetes, Glomerellales, Glomerellaceae. Gene Ontology annotation, biological process: lipid metabolic process. The coding region runs from base 1 to 1056 and encodes 351 amino acids. The transcript has a single exon.